AUGAUCCGGACACAAUGCUUACAGGUGCUGGGUAUAAUUCGUGCAGAAGAGGAGACAGACAGCGCGAUCCCAUUUGGAGCAUUGAGCAUCCUGCUCAUCGCUGAUUUUCACCAAUUUGGACCGAUCGGUAACAUCAAAAAAACCCUUUUUGUGCACCUUCCUCCAAAUCAGAAAUGCGAGCUGGGACAUCAUUUGUUUGAACAGUUCCAUAUCAUCAUCUGUCUUCGUCAGCAAAUGCGGAUAGAAGAUACGGUCUGGGAAGGUAUACUGCAUCGCGCAUGGGAUGGAGAAUGUACCGCUGGUGAUCUGCAAGAAAUACAGAACCUAGUUAUCACUAAUGAUGCUUGUUGCGUUCCUGAUUUCAAUUCUUCUCCCUGGAACGAUGCAGUGUUGGUCACUCCAUGGAACAGUGUGCGGAAUAGGUGGAAUACAUUAUCGGUGAUGAAGCACUGCAAAUUCAGCGGCUCGCUAUUGUAUAUCGCUUCAGCAGAGGAUACAUCCAAAGGUCUUCCAUUAUUGAUGCAGCAGCGGCUUGCAACCACAAAGCUAUCUCUCGAUGAAACCCAGCACUUGCCGAUACAGAUUCAACUUGCAAUAGGCAUGAAGGUGAUGGUUACCGAAAACAUCGCUACCGGAGCAAAUCUGGCCAACGGCUCGCGCAGAACUAUUGUUGAUAUCUUGCUGGACUCUUGA
Suillus paluster is the source of this 693-nucleotide messenger RNA. RefSeq lists its product as uncharacterized. The coding region runs from base 1 to 693 and encodes 230 amino acids. The transcript has a single exon. Lineage: Eukaryota; Fungi; Basidiomycota; Agaricomycetes; Boletales; Suillaceae. The record is from RefSeq and is a predicted model, not a curated record.